Messenger RNA from Paralichthys olivaceus (Japanese flounder), 1385 nucleotides. RefSeq names its product testis expressed 26 (gene tex26). Gene Ontology annotation, cellular component: cytoplasm. The record is from RefSeq and is a predicted model, not a curated record. Lineage: Eukaryota; Metazoa; Chordata; Actinopteri; Pleuronectiformes; Paralichthyidae.
CUCAUUGGACGCGGACUCUCCGUCCUGCUGGUUGUUGGAAAACACGAGGGGGCGACGGCGCUAAACUUGAAUAACAAACAGCCAGUGGCUGAAUGUCAGUGAAGAGAGGCACGAAGGUCCAGAGAACGAUGGGAAAAAGCUUCCCGUGAAGUGAACUUUCAUCUGGCAGUGGAGAUGGAAAGGUUUUUAUUACACUGGAACCAACUCUAACACAAUGCAGUCGUCGAUGGCAGCCAAAGAGGUGGAACAGUGGUGGGAUCCGUAUGAGACGUGUCACAGGAGACAGUUUGUCUUCAGGCCAAACUCAGCUGCAGAGGUGCUUCUGUGCCCGAUGUCAACAUCAUUUAUAGGGUCUACUUCACAGUCUGGACCAUUUGGUUCAACUGUGUACCAUAAGGAGUUUUGCUGGAAGGCAGCCUGUAAACCUGAAUGCAUUCACACAGGAACAGCCUCGGGACAGAGGAGAAACAACCCACAUCCCAGUCAGUCUUUCAUGACGUGGAGGCUGCCUAGGGAUGCUACACAAAACCCUGAGUAUGUCCAGUUGCCUUGGAAAUGUCCCCCAUCUGAGGGGGAGAUCCAGAAGGCCUUGACAGCACUGUACUGCUCCACAUACAGAUGUGACUUCACAAGUGAGCCUCAAGGAUGUGAUCACGUUAAUAAUGCAGAAGGACGACUUGCACCUCUGCACAGCAGGCGUCACGUACCUCGCAUCCCUGACACAGAGAUGAGGGACAAUUAUCGUCAGCCGAAGCCAAAACCUGAACUGAUGGGCAACCGCUCUCACUACAGCUGCAACGCAGACCCGAGCAGGACCCGCUGCGGCAUCGUUCCAACUGUUGUGCAACGGCAUGUCCACACUCAGCAGAGAGGAUCAGACCUGACGGCCUACGACCGGUUUUGUGGGAAGAGAGUCACGAAUGUUGCAUCUGUGGUAAAGUCUCUGUUUCCACAGGAGCUGCAGUGCUUACACAGAACUUUACCUGCUGGAGAAAAGGAAGCUGUCAAAACCUUUAUGAGUAAAGAUGCUUAUCCAAACAGUGGAGCGGAGGAAAAUAAACUUCCAGCUGUUGUGCUUAAGUCCUGCUCACCUGAGCGGAUAUCAAGCUGGCCAGGACCUGUCUGAACCUAAAUGCUCGAGUUUGUGAAUCUGGGUUUUGUAUUUUUGUGCAAUUUAUUAUAUUGUUGCAAAAAUCUCAAAAAGGAUAAUAUAUAUAAUACAGAAUCUCACAGAAUUGAUAUGCUUAUUUUUGAGUGCAACUUUGUCUAAUCACACCAUAUUCUGCAAUGUGACAUUAUGCAGUCUAUCUGCAGUUUGAAAAUAUGACAGAAUAAAACUUCUUGCAUCAAUGUAAUAAAUUCUAUCUGCUUGAAAUAUCACCAGC